Gamsiella multidivaricata is the source of this 1731-nucleotide messenger RNA. RefSeq names its product major facilitator superfamily domain-containing protein. Gene Ontology annotation, cellular component: membrane. Bases 1 to 1731 code for a protein of 576 amino acids. The transcript is spliced from 2 exons. Lineage: Eukaryota; Fungi; Mortierellomycota; Mortierellomycetes; Mortierellales; Mortierellaceae. The record is from RefSeq and is a predicted model, not a curated record.
AUGCUCAGACGUAAUGCUCUCCUGUCCGACAGGACCGCCAAGUAUGUCUCCCUUGCCAUCGGUAUCAUCGUCAUGGCCCUGUCCGGCUCCCUCUUCUCAUUUGCCUCUCUUGGCACAGACCUCAAGGCCCGGUUCGGCUUCACCUCCUCCAACAUCAACCUGCUCGCCGCCAUUGGAGACACUGCCAUGUACGUUGGCUUCCUCAUCGUUGGUCCUAUCUACGACCACUACGGUGAACGCUGGACUUUGAUCGCGGCCUCUGUCCUGACCUUCUUGGGCUACGGUGGUAUGUACAUCGCCUAUGCCAAAGCGUGGGGCGGCCUGGGAUUCCUCAUGGUCCUCUACUGCCUCGCCGGUAUGGCUUCUACUGCUGGAUAUCUGGCUGCGCUCGCUGCCAACAUGGCCAAUUUCUCAGCCGCCACUUCUGGCACUGUCUCGGGCGUCCUGCUCGCCUUCUUCGGCCUUUCUGCGACCCUCUUCUCCCAGGUCAAGACCCAUCUAUUCUCGGGCGAGAAUGAACCCCCUACCGCAACUGGGGAACUCAAGGGUUCCAGGGCCACCCAGAACUACCUGCUUUUCCUGACCAUCAUCACUACCGUCAUCUACGUAAUCGCCGCCAUCUUCAUGGUCAAGGUUAACAAGCCCGCUGUCAAAACCCUCGACUCUGGCUCUUCCUCAAACACGACCAUUAACCAUGAUCUGUCCGAGAAGCAAGCGACUGUUUCAGUCGAUACUGCCUCUCCUGCUCAGGCCCUGUCGCGUAACACGACCUUUACGCCCUCGAUGUUCAACGGUCGUGAGCCUGGGCUGCGUCUAGAGGACUGGAACCAGUCAAGCGCAACUCUCGACAAGCAGCCUGCGACUCCCGAAUCAGCUCACCACAUCCCUGGUGACCAUAUCCUCGAAGACACCGCUCCUCCUGCGCCUGCUGCCGCCCCUGUGACAACCACUGAUCCUACGAAGGCUACCUUCAAUCCAUACUUGACUUCGGUCGACAUGAAGCCCAAGCAGCUGCUCUUCGAGUCAACCUUCUGGUUCUUUGUCAUCGCCCAGGUUUCCCAGCAAGGUUUCUCGUACAUCAAUAACGUUGAUUCCAUCAUCCACGCCAUCCUCGACCCUAUGGACCCCAGCACUGUGACCCGCUCGGUUUCCUUGACAGGUCUCCAUGUAACCCUCAUCUCGAUCGGCAACUGCCUGGGUCGUCUUGCCUCGGGUAUCGUCUCUGACUGGGUGAUCGCGCGCUAUCGCAUCUCGCGCUCCAUCUUCUUCUUCGUCUCCGAGGCGCUCAUUCUGAUCCCACUGUUGAUCAUGGGCUUCUCCAAGCCUGUGGUCUCGCUGGCCGGCCUCAUCAUCAGCUCCUGCUUGAUCGGUGCUACCUACGGUGCCACUGGUGCGCUCUUUGCAUCGAUGACACGCGACUUUUUCGGAAACAAGUACUACGGCAGCGCCUGUGGCAUGGUCAUGGUGUUGAACGGUGCUAACCCAUUCAUCGCCAACCAGUUGUAUGGUCUCUUUUAUGACCGUGCUGUGAAGAAUAUGCCUCCUGCGCCUGUUGGCAGUGUGCUUGAGGACCAUAUGACGUGUGUGGGCAGCUCCUGCUACGACUCGAGUUUCAAGAUCGCGUCGCUGCUGCAGUUGGUGUGUAUUCUUUCUGCAGGAUUACUGUUUUGGGCGCACAUGAAGAAGGGCAAGAAACUGAUGCAGAAGAUGAUGACCACUGAAACUGUAUAA